Messenger RNA from Homalodisca vitripennis (glassy-winged sharpshooter), 2846 nucleotides. RefSeq names its product NF-X1-type zinc finger protein NFXL1-like. The transcript has 14 exons. The record is from RefSeq and is a predicted model, not a curated record. Gene Ontology annotation, biological process: regulation of DNA-templated transcription. Gene Ontology annotation, cellular component: nucleus. Lineage: Eukaryota; Metazoa; Arthropoda; Insecta; Hemiptera; Cicadellidae. The coding region runs from base 154 to 2790 and encodes 878 amino acids. Gene Ontology annotation, molecular function: zinc ion binding; RNA polymerase II transcription regulatory region sequence-specific DNA binding; DNA-binding transcription factor activity, RNA polymerase II-specific.
UCUAGAUUAGAGAUGGUUUGGAACAUAACAUUUUAUCAAAAUCAAAUCAAAUCAGUGACGUGAAUGGAAGUUGUUAGAAUGGUAGUACGUUCAUAGAUAUUUACUUGUUAAAAAUGUGAUGUUUGGUAGUUUGAUGAUUUAUAAUAACUGGAAAUGAGUAACACAAGAGAUGGCCGCGGAAGAGGUAAUCCUUGGUCAAGAGGUCGAGGGAACAACUCGUCAAGGAACCCAAGUCAAGGCGAUGGCCCCAAUACAAAGAAAUCUAAACCAGGACAUGAUGCACAAAAACAGAAUCAAAAUUUAUCUGGUUCAGCCAGUGAAGAUAAAUUUACUAAAGCAAAGUUACAGAUGAAAGAAGCAGCUGCAAAGCACAAACUAACUGGUUAUGAAUCAUCUUCAGAAGAAGAAGAACUUGAAAGCGAAAAUAUUUUGGGUUCAGUAUUGAAGUCAUAUGCAUCACUGGGAGGAACCAAUGAGGAUCUUGGACGUACACAAAACUUUCUCGAAGAUGCAUUCCAGUCUGGAGCUGCUAUUUGCUUGGUCUGCAUUGCAACAGUGAAGAGGAAUGAUCAUAUAUGGAGUUGUGGAAACUGUUGGGGAUUCUUCCAUCUGCUCUGUGUACAGAGAUGGGCCAAAGACAGCAUAGCUCAUCAGAAAGCUGCCCUGGAUGAUAGACCAGCUGGCCAGUCUACUGCAAACAUUUCUUGGGCAUGCCCCAAAUGCCGUAAAGCCUAUUCACCAAAUGAAAUUCCUCAUCGUUACUUCUGCUUCUGUGGUCGUACUGAAGAUCCCACAUUCCACCCGUGGUUGGUGCCUCACUCUUGUGGUGAAACUUGCAACAAACCUCUACAGCCAGCUUGUGGUCAUUACUGUCUUCUUCUUUGUCAUCCAGGGCCAUGUCCACCGUGCCCAAAAACAGUAAAGAGCACAUGCCACUGUGGCAAGAGUGCGCCAAGACCACAGCGAUGCAGCAAUAAGCAUUGGUCGUGUGCCCAAGCUUGUGGACAGCUGCUAGGCUGUGGCAGGCACCCUUGUGAGCAGCAUUGCCACACCGGUCCCUGCCCCGAGUGUCCUAGACGCUCUACUCAAGCUUGCAUGUGUGGCCGAGAACAGCAGCUACGAGAGUGUGCCAGUCCUAGCUGGCAGUGUCAACAGGUGUGCGGCAAGCGCCUUUCAUGUGGCCACCACAAGUGUGAACUGGUGUGUCACAAGGGUCCCUGUGGGGACUGUCCUCGCAGUCUGCCCCGGCCAUGUCCGUGUGGCAAGUCUCAGCAGAUCCUGCCCUGCACACAGGACGUGCCGACGUGUGGAGACACAUGCGGCCGAACCCUGGAUUGUGGCAUACACCAAUGCUCACAGCGCUGUCACAAGGACAAGUGUGGUGUUUGUCUUGAACGUGCUGAGAAGAGAUGCCGUUGUGGAUUGCAUACCAAAGAAGUUCCCUGUCAGAAGGAAUAUUUGUGUGAAACUAAAUGUAAACAGAUAAAGGACUGUAACCGACACCCAUGCAAUCGGAAGUGCUGUGAUGGCAACUGUGGAGCGUGUGAGAAGCCGUGUGGUCGCACGCUGGGAUGUGGCCACCACAAGUGUGCGUCUGUGUGUCACCGAGGCCCCUGCUACCCUUGCCCCCUCACAGUGCAGGUCAAGUGUCGCUGUGGAGCCACUGCCAUCACAGUGCCCUGUGGUCGCAACAAGAAAACUCGCCCUCCUCGAUGCUUCAAACCUUGCAGAAUACCGCCAGACUGCCACCACACCCAGAGAGACCCCCAUCGUUGUCACUUCGGCUCGUGCCCGCCAUGUCGCCAGAUCUGUGACUUACCACAUGACAACUGUCCGCACUCCUGCCCCAAGACCUGUCAUUCAGCAGUUCUCGUCAAUGUGCUGGAUAAUUUCAAGCCUGCUGGGCCUUGGGAGAAAGUUGCCCCCCAGCUGGAGCUGCGGGCUCUGCCCUGUGGAGAUUGCUGGGACUCUGUCUCUGUGUCCUGUCUGGGAGCUCACGAAGUGACCAAUGUCCCGUGCUACCGAGCCAGACCGUACCCGUGUGGGCGUCCCUGUGGGCGCAGACUGCCAUGUGGUAACCAUACUUGCAGUGCCACUUGUCACGAGGUCGUCAAAGCAGCCAAUAAUGAGGACGCUGGCACUAAUUGUGAACCUUGCUCGAGUAAAUGCACAUUCUCACGGCCCGAGGGAUGUACCCAUCCUUGUCAGGAGGCUUGCCAUCCUCCACCGUGCAAGCCCUGUCAGCUGAUGCUGAGGUUCCGUUGCCACUGCAACCUCAACCAGCUCUUCAUCCGCUGUGGUGAGUGGACUGACGCUUCAGAGGAAGAGAGAGAGAAGAUGUUGACUUGCGGCAACCAGUGCCCUAAAAAUUACGAGUGUGGACACCGAUGUAGCCACAACUGCCACCCUGGUGAGUGUCCUGAUGCUGACCUCUGUCGCCGGAAGGUCAAGGUCACCUGUCCAUGCCGCAGGAUCAAGAAGGAUGUGCAGUGUAUCACCGUCAGGACUCAACAGGCAGUUCUGCAAUGUGACAGUUUGUGUCAAGAAAAGGAGGAACAAGAAACCCAGAAACGUCUUAAAGAGGAACAAGAAAAGAAGCGCAAAGAAGAAAUACGCAACAAAGAAGAGCUGGAAAAAUUUGAAAAGAAGAUGGCAGGUCGUAAGAAACACAGAGACAGACGAGUCCUCGAUGAUAUUGAAGAGAAAUCUUUGCUAUCACGUUAUUGGCUACCUGUUACUGCCACUUGUUUAGCUAUUGUUGCUAUAACUGUUGCCGUGAUGCUCAAAUGAAUGGCCUUAGUUACAUUCUUAUUGUACUGACUGCUGAUUAAAAAUCUUUCUGAAAA